AUGAAGGGAAUUCUUUCUUUCUUUCUUUCUUUCUUUCUUUCUUCCUUUUUCUGUAAAUCGUCUCUUUCUUUCUUUCUUUCUUUUUUCUUACCAUACUGCGUUUUCUUUCUUUCUUUCUUUCUUUCUUUCUUUCUUUCUUUCUUUCUUUAUUUAUUUAUUUAUUUAUUUUCAUCUUCGUUCUUUCUGUCUUUCAUUCUUUCUUUCUUCCUACCCUCUUUUCUUUCUUUCUUUUUCCUAUUUCUUUUUGUCUCUUUUCAAAGACUAUUCAGUACUUUUUCGUUAUGCUCCCAUUAUUACUUGCACAUUCUUAUUUGGCACUGGUUGACCCAUGUCGAUGUUCAUGGACCAAGACGACUUAUCCUAUAUUCUUUCCUCGUUCUUCCUACUCUUUUUCUUCUCUCUAAAUUUCUUUCUUUCUUUCUUUUUUCCUUCAUUACUUCAAUCCUCCUUCCUACUGUCAUUGUUUGCGUCAUCUCUUCUCUCCCUCUCCUCUCACUCUUACUCUUUUACCUUUUCUCAUCCUUCAUAUUCUCCAGUUCUCUCUCUCCUUCUUGUUUACUUCUACUCUCCCUUUCGUCCUCCUCCUCCCUUCUUUCUGUUCGCUUACUGUUGGCCUUAGUUUUCCUCUUCUUUUUAGCUUUCUAUAUGCGUUUCCGAAUCAGCAUUUUACCCGGCUUGUUAAUCGACACACAAUACAGAUUCGUUCGUCCAUUCUUUUCUUGUUCCUUACUCUUUCAUUUGUUUCUUAUCCUAUUAUUUGUUCUCUAUUGUAUCAUUUAUACCUUUUACCCUAUCGUUCCUUCCUUAUUCUGUCAUUUGUUGUUUAUCCUUUCAUUUCUUCUUUUAUUCUUCAUUUAUUCGUUAUUCUCUCAUUUCCUUCCUUAUUCUAUCCUUUGUUCCUCACACUAUAAAUUUGUCUGCCAUCAUUUCCUUUGUUCAUUACAUUCUUAUCUGUUCCUUGUCUUAACAUUCGCUCCUUAUCCUUUCAUUUGUUCUUUUAUUCUUUCAUUUAUCUUUUGA
Messenger RNA from Acanthosepion pharaonis, 1020 nucleotides. The record is from the annotation of a GenBank genome assembly. NCBI's taxonomy places the organism in Eukaryota, Metazoa, Mollusca, Cephalopoda, Sepiida, Sepiidae.